Molecule: messenger RNA, 3661 nt
Organism: Cinara cedri
Lineage: Eukaryota; Metazoa; Arthropoda; Insecta; Hemiptera; Aphididae
Source: the annotation of a GenBank genome assembly
CGGUUAUCCUAUUUUGACCCGGACUCGAAUCUAUUACUUAUAUUGUCUAACGCCACCUUGAAGUCAUCCGUAUAGAUAUGCUAAAUAAUAAAAAAAAAAAAAAUCGUGUUCAAAAUAUUAUGCCGGUUCAUUUUAUACAGUUUCGAAAAAUAUAAAACACGUGCCAGUAUAGUCGAGCAAACGUAAUAUAUAAGCGCGUGCCACUUCGUGUUUAGAAUAUAUUACAUAGGUAGUUUUUACUUUUAUGGCUAAAUACAGAUAUUCGUCAAAUAUCUGCCGUAUAUCAAUAGUUUAUUAUAAUUGAUUUUUUUUUUUUUAUUAUUAUUUACAAGUGAUGUUGUCUCAAGACUUCGGACAUAGGUGUUAAGUAAUAAAAAUUCGACAAUAUUGUUCGGUUACCGAAAUUAUUGCAAGACAACAAACAGAUAAAUAGAUUAUACCUACCUACGUAAAAUGUCUAAUAACCAACAGCAGUCCCAAAAUUCAACCAAGACCAAUGUGUUUACAACCUAUACAAUAUUGUAUACGACAUUUCAGGUAUGUACCUGUGUCAACAAAUGUGUAUAUAUUUUUAAAAUAUAAUUUUAAUCAAAGCUAGGUUUUAAUGAGUUAAUAAUUUAAAAUUAAGUUUAUUUAACAUUUUAACUUAAUAUAUUUUUUUUUAAACUAUAAACUUAAUUGUUAAUUUGAUGAAUACAAAAUAAUUGACUUUUAAUUAACUAGAGUUAAUUUUAUAUUUAAACAAGUUAAGUUGGCUUAAAUUUGUAUUUGUAUGCUCAUAUAAAUAAAUAUAUUAUUACUAUUAUUAAUAUAUCAUGAACAUUUUAAAAUACGAAUUGUUAUGGAUGUCUGCUAUUUUUUUUACUAUUGUCACCAAUUAGGGGUUGUAAGUAGGUUAUUAGGUCAUUAUAUUAGGUAAUAGACAAUAUGUACAUUUUUUUUUUUUUUAAUUAACUUAACUUGAGUUAAAAAAUUAAUUUUAACUUCUAACUUAGUCGAACUGAUAGAUUAUUUUAAAUUAACUUUUGGUUAUUAAAUUUAUUUAAUUUAAAUUUAAAUUUAACUUUAUUUAACUGGUUUGAAAAAAUCAUUAACUUGCCCAACCUUAAUUUUAAUUAUAUCGGUAUUGCGGUAAGUACGUUUUGUUUUGGAUGUUGUUUACAUUUUAGUUUAAAUAGGUGUAUAGUAUGUGUCUGCCUAGUAUCUACUAUACUUAACUACCUAAAAUAAUGUAACACUAGUAUUCCUUAAUUAACUAAUCGCAAAUCAAAUAAUGUCUAAAAACGAUUCGCUCUUUGACUUUUCUUCUUAAAAGCCAACGUCUCUGAAGGAACUGCGCACGGCCUAUUUAUGCUUAAAAACAUGGUUAACAGGGUUUAAUGCAUCGUAUAAUGGGUCCGAUUUCGAUCAUACUUUUCGAUUAUUUCGAUGUUUUUUUUUUUUGAAAAGAUGAAGACUUCUUUGCAUUGGAUUUGUUCAAAAAUUAUUAUUAUUACAUUUUAGUUUGAACAAAUCUAACUUUUUACUUUUUUAAAAUGUAUUAAUUUUUUAGUCCGAUACGUCCUAUAGAAAGCUGCCCUCUUUCAAAAAAAAAAAAUGAAAUACCGUAAUUGGACGACCGUAUGAGGCAGGAGAGUAAACCAUGUUUUGAGCAAAACAACAGAACACGGGUUGUGCGCAGUCUCCUUUCUAUGAAAAAUUUAAAUUUAUCAAAUUUUUCGUUAAAAAUUUUUAAAAUAUACUUAUUGAUUGUAUAUUGUUGUAAUUCAAAAAUAUGGGGGCCAGCCUAAUUAUAUAAAAUUGAUUCACACGUGUAAGUUAAUUAUAAAUUUGAUUACCUUUCUUCUUCAGGCGGUAAUAUUGAUCCGUUGAAUUUGAUAAAUUUGAUAAGUUGAUUUAAUAAUUUGCUGUUAGCGAUUAUUAACAAUUUUCACAAAUCUACAAUUAAGACCCUUAAAAUGUGAUAUUUAUUAUAAUUUAUUACACUGCUACAGACAAAUGUCCAUUUAAGUAUAACCAAUCUGAUUUGUUUAGUUCACGAAAAAUACGAGAAAAUCAUAGUUAUCGUCGUUAUUGAUCUGAAAAAAAAAUGCAUAAGUUUUUAAACUAUUUACCUAAAUAAUAAUACUGUGAUAAGCAACUAUAAUUGAAUUUAAUGCAUUUUAAUUAUAGAUAAUUGGAUUGGCACUUAUUUAUAACGUAUACUAUUGGAUUAUUAAUUAUCGAGGUGGAUUCAGUUUGAAUGAACCGAAAUUAAUAUUCAAUUGGCACCCACUGUUAAUGACGAUUGGUUUCAUUUAUUUUUUAGCAAACUGUAAGUAUUAAAAUGAUAACCUUAAUUUAUAUUUAUUUCUAUACUUAUAUUUAAUUUUAAUUUACCUGUCUACACGAAACUAAAUUACAAAAUUAAUAUCUAAUGUUUUUACAACUUAAACAUUUUCACAUAGACAUUUUCUUUCUUAUAAUUAUGAUAAAAAUAUCAUAAUAAUAUAGUUAUUUAUUUGACUUAACAUGACUAAUGAGACUUAUCAGUGACGUAUCCAGGAUAGGGUAAAGGGCUAUGAUCCUCACCCCCCCCCCCCUCCGCCCGAAAUUGUUCGGUGAUUAUAGAAGUAGUACUUGAAUGUAUUAUUUAAAUUAUAUGAGUUUAUAGAAUCACCUACAUUACUGUCAAACAAAUGAAUUACAAUGAAUAAAAUGCAUCAAUUAAACUGAACAAAUUAAUUUGUUUACAUAAUUAUAUUAUCCCUCCCUCUUUAUAAAGACUACAUGCAUAAAUUAUAUCAAUUUCAAUUUCAAUUAUUAUUGUCAUUUGCCUGUAAUAAAUAAUUUUAUUUAUUUUAGCUAUUCUUCAUUAUCGUACGUUCAGUAAUCAUCAAAAACAAAGUUUAAAAAUACAACAUUCAGUUAUUCAUGGAUAUGUAAUUGUACUUGUAUUACUCGCUGCUUGCGCUGCUUUAAUUUCACAUGUAUAUGCCAGUCCUCCAAUUCCAAAUUUCUAUUCCUUACAUAGUUGGUUAGGAAUUUUUACUAUUGUAAUGUUCCUCUCUCAGGUUAGUAAGAUUUAAAAUUUAACAAAAUAAAUUUCUAUAAUAAUUCCUUUUUUUGUGUAAAUAAUUUAUUAUAGUUUAUAAGUGGAUUAGUAUCAUUUCUGUACCCUGGAGCAUCAAUCAAAUACAAAGAAAUCAUGAUGCCUUAUCACAUCUACUUUGGCGUUUUCAUCUUUGUUUUAGCAGUUAUAACCGCAGUAACAGGCUUCAGUGAAAAAUUAAUAUUUGCUCUGUAAUAUCAAUAUAUAAUCAUCAUAAUACUAUAUUUCGAAGAGAAAUAUAGUUUCCGAUAGUAAAUUAUUAACCGUUACCUAAAUUAUAUUUGACAGGGAUAAAGAAUACAAAAAAUUCCCACAAGAAGGAAUUUUCGGAAAUUUUUUGGGCCUGUUGUGUAUUUUGUAUGGUGGAUUGGUCGUCUAUAUGGUAACUAAACCGGAAUUCAAGAGAAAUCCAAAACUAGAAUAUGAACCACUACUUAGCAAUGACUCUCCGUGAAACAAAAUUUGUGUAUAGGUUUUAUAAGGUAAGUAUAGUUUCAAAUGUACAACCGAUUUGCAUUACAUGAUAAUUGUAUUCAAUUUUUUAAUAAUAAAAUAUUGUUGAAAAUAAUA